This is a messenger RNA of Sander lucioperca (pikeperch), 3123 nucleotides long. RefSeq names its product proteoglycan 4-like. The transcript is spliced from 4 exons. The record is from RefSeq and is a predicted model, not a curated record. The coding region runs from base 285 to 2906 and encodes 873 amino acids. Lineage: Eukaryota; Metazoa; Chordata; Actinopteri; Perciformes; Percidae.
ACCUUUGAUCCAGGAUAAGGAACAACUUGUGUAGACUUGUAGAAGAAGUCCAUGUGGUCAUAUCUCACAGUAGGUUUCUCUUUUUAACCACCCAGCCCUCAAAGCCCCCUCCCAGUAUUUCCAUAUGGUGUGUCACUUCACAAUGUGUAUCCAUGCUGACACUUUACACAUGUGCUUCGCCCCUGUAGAAUAUUCCUUCACAGUGGGGGCACCGGUCUGACUACUGUGUUGGGUUAUUGGAAGUUGUCUGACUCUAAUGAAAGGACUCUCACAAGCCGGACAUCAUGUUCAAAACUUCCUCUGUGCUCCUGCUGACCCUGGUCCUAAAUGUUCAGCUAUGCUCAUCAGCACCGAUACCUGCCAAAGCUGCUCAGUCUUCUGGACCAGGACCAGAGAAACUUGCACCAGUAACUGAAGAUCACAGUCACUUUAAAGAGGAAAAAGAACCAGUUCAGGAGAAACUCAUUCCAGUUGUUGCAGGUGUAGCAGCUCCAUCUCCCGAGGAAUCACCUGCUGAAGAAGACAUUCCAGUUACUGCAAAAGAACCAGAACCAAUUUUCAUCGGAGAUCAGGUCUCUGAUGACGCUGAUAAAGCUGAUGAAUCUCAGGAAUCAGCCCCUCAGGAGCCUUUGGCUGUAGCUUCACAAGAAUCUUCAGAGGAGGGAACUUUCCAUGAAGAGGCUGCCUUGCAGGCAUCUCCAGAAGAAACCACAGAAGAAGUUGCCUUGGCUGCUGCUGUCGAGAGUGAACAGCAUUAUGGGGAGGAUUCAGCUCCAGAAGUACUGAUCCCGGUCAUUCCUUUAGAAGCUUCAAAAGCUCCAGAGGAAAAUGCAGAAGAAGAAACAGCUGUUGCUAUAGAGAGUGCACCCCUAGAACAGUAUGAUCUGGAGGAUCCAGUUCCAGGAGCACCAAUUCCUAUUAUUCCUGCAGGAGCUUCAGAAGAUGAAGCUUCAGUGGAAAAUGCAGCAGAAGAAGCUGCUCCAGAAGAACCUUUACUUAUAGUCCCUGAUGAAGUAGAACCUGCUGCUCUUCCUAUGACACCAGCAGAAGAGAAAUCUGUUCUCGUCCCUGCAGAAUUUGAGGAGUCAGCCCCAGAGGAACCUGCUGUUAUUGUUCCUGUGGAACCUGCUGAACAAGAGCUGGAUCAAGAGGAAACAGUCUCUAUCAUUUCUUCAGAAACAAAAGAAGAGGAAGCUCCAGAGGAAAAUGCAAAAGAAGAAGAAGCAGUUUCCCCGGUAGUCCUGGAAGAAAAUGCUGCAGUGGUCCCUGCUACAAACGAAGAACCUCUUCCCAGUACAUUAGAAGAAUCUGUUGCCCUGUUUCCUGUAGAGCUUGAGAUCGAAGAGGAAGGUCAAGUGGAACAUGUUGCAGAACAAACAGCACCACAAGAGUCAGCCCCAGGAGAUCCAGUUGUCGUUGUUCCUCUGGAUCCUGCUGAAGACGAGCCCGAGCUGGAAGUACAAGUUACAGAAGAAUCAAUCCCCAUAGCUUCCCCAGAAUCACCAGAAGAAGAAGCUCCAGAGGAAGCUGCAGGGGUGCCUGUCCCAAUAGUCCCAGAAGAAAAUGCAGAAGAGGACCCUGCUACCAACGAAGAACCUUUUCCCAGUACAUUAAAAGAAGAGGAAUCUGUUGCCCUGUUUCCUGUAGAGUUUAACACCGAAGAGGAAGGUCAAGUGGGAGCUGUUGCAGAACAAACAGCACCACAAGAGUCAGCCCCAGAGGAACCUGCUGUUAUUGUUCCUCUGGAACCUGCUAAACAGGAUCCGGAUCUAGAGGAACAAGAGGAAACAGUCUCUAUCAUGUCUUCAGAAACAAAAAAAGAGGAAGCUCCAGAGGAACAUGCAAAAGAAGAAGAAAAAGAAGAAGAAGAAGCAGUUGCCCCGGUAGUCCUGGAAGAAAAUGCUGCAGUGGUCCCUGCUACAAACGAAGAACCUCUUCCCAGUACAUUAGAAGAAUCUGUUGCCCUGUUUCCUGUAGAGCUUGAGAUCGAAGAGGAAGGUCAAGUGGAACCUGUUGCAGAACAAACAGCACCACAAGAGUCAGCCCCAGAAGAUCCAGUUGUUGUUGUUCCUCUGGAUCCUGCUGAAGACGAGCCAGAGCUGGAAGUACAAGUUACAGAAGAAUCAAUCCCCAUAGCUUCCCCAGAAUCACCAGAAGAAGAAGCUCCAGAGGAAGCUGCAGGGGUGCCUGUCCCAAUAGUCCCAGAAGAAAAUGCAGAAGAGGACCCUGCUACCAAUGAAGAACCUCUUGCUGGUGCACCAGAAGAAGAGAAAUAUGUUGUCCUUGAUACAGAAGAGGAAGUUCAAGUGGAACAGGCUGCAGAGGAAACAGAACCAGCCCUAGAAAAACCUGCUGUCAGUGUUGUUGUAGAACCCACCAGUGAGGAACCAGCUCCAGAAGACCCAAUCGUCAUCAUUCCCUUAGAGGAUCUAGAAGAGGAUGCUCCAGAUGACAACACAGAAGAUGUUGUCCAUUCAGAUCCUCUCCUAAUGGAAACUGCCCUGGAGGAGGACACAGCAGGUGACAGUGAUGCAGAGAUACUUGUCACACAAACCUCAUCUGAGAAUGACACCAUAGAGACAGCACUGGAUCCAGGUGAGGAAGUAGCUGCAACCGAGGUUCCUGCUUCAACAGAGAUCUUAACUGAAGCCCCAAUUGAACUUGUCACAGCUCCUCCUGCCCCAGCUGUCUCUAAGGCACAAAUCAUUCUGGCUCCACUGGAAGGUGGUGAUGGCACCAGUAUGAAGACUCGCAGUGAAGAUUUUAGAGCUGUAGCUAUAUUGAUAGAAGAUGAACCUGUAGUACUGGUGAACAGAGGGACAGUGCUCGGUGCAGCAUUCUUCACACUGAUGUCUUUUAUUGUUACUGGGUUUCUUGGGACGACUAUAUACAAGAAACUGCGCUGAAUGCAAGACACUGAAGUAAAGAUCAGUGGACAAAGAGCUGUUUGAUGAGCAACUGAAGCUGAACAAGUUUUUCUAUGUUGGAUUUUUGCUUAGGAAAAGUCAAGUGAAGGAAAUUCUUCAAGAUUUGGACAGCCAGAAAGCCACUAUGUUAAUGGAAACCAGUGGUCGAAGUGGUUUUAAGAUCUUCCACUUAAGUAAAAUAAGCAAUACCUCAAUA